UUGUUUGUGCCAUGUAAGCGAUCGCAACGUGUCAGCUGAGAUUGGUACACAUCUAUUGUUGAAGCCUGGUAUCUUGCAAAGUUUUCAGCGUACAAGAUGAAUGUCCUUUCAGCGAAGAAAGGUUUCCUUUACAUUGGAGGUAUCCUGCUCGUGGUGUGGCUGAGUAUUUUCUGCUACAUCUGGUUCCCGGACAUUAUUCCAGAUUUCCUCCAUCUUCGAACUAAAGGAUCCGCAGCCAAAAAACUCCAUGGAGGAACUGGAUCUAUUAAAGACGCUGCCAUGGACAAACUGUCCAGCAACAUCAACAUCAACCCCUCCUCCCCUGAUGUUGUCCACGUGUGCAUCAGCACAUCCAAGAACACUGUGGGUGGUGCCAUCGCCCUCAUCAACAGCAUCGUCGCCAACACCAAAAGCCCUGUCAUGUUCCACAUCGUCUCUGACUUGGCCAGCAUGGAUCAGAUCAGCAUAUGGAUUAAGGAGACCAAACUUAAGACUAUAAACUAUGAACUGAAGGGAUUUCCUGCAGAUUUGGUGGCUGGGAAGAUAAAAGUGAGAGGUGGUCGCCAAGAACUUGCCAGUCCAAUGAACUACGCCAAAUACUACCUUCCGCAGCUGUUUCCGAAGCUGAAAACCAGAAUUAUCUUCAUCGAUGAUGACUGCAUUGUGCAAGGUGAUAUAUCGGAACUCUACAACAUGAAGAUAGACCCUGAUCACCUGGCUGCUUUCUCCUCAGAUUGUGUUGGAGUGGGGAAACAUCUCUCCCACAUGGAGAACAAUUAUGCCAACUACAUAGACUUCAAACACAAGGCGGUUGUUAGCAUGGGUAUCAAACCAACAGAGUGUGCCUUUAACACAGGUGUGUUUGUUUCUGACCUGUCCCUGUGGAGGAAGUUUAACAUCACCAAGAAGCUGCAGUCAUGGCUGGAACUGAAUGUCAAAGAGGAGGUUUAUGGUAAUGAAAAGGGAGGAGGAGGAUCUCAGCCCCCAAUGAUGCUGGUUUUCCACAAGCUGUUCUCUAACAUCAACCCCAUGUGGAAUGUCCGACACCUUGGUUUGACUCCCGGGUCCAGCUACACCGCCCACUUCCUUCAGGGAGGCAAGCUGCUCCACUGGAGCGGCCGCUACAAGCCAUGGGGACGCAGCGCUCAACACUCAGAACUGUGGGAAAAAUACUAUAUACCUGACCCAACAGGUCACUUCCAACUCAUCAGGCGAGAUUAAUACAACUACUUCCAGGAUGUCAGGACUUCAGCCGUACUGAUACAGUCUAACCAAAAUUAAAUGGUACUUACACUUAUUUGGGGCUUGUCAUAAAGAAAGCUCUUCUCAAGGUGAGCUUACUGCCCAUCUUGUUUUGGUUAGACUGUAAUGAAACUAUGGGUAAAAUUGAGGCUUUAAGGGAUAUUAUAGGUAACUAACUUUUUAUCAAAAAUGUCUUGUAAACAGUUUUUUUUUAAAUGAGCAAUAUAUAUAAGUUACCGCAUACUGGGUCAGGUAUGAUUUUUAAGUAGUUUUAUUAUGUAGAAUGUGUACAGUAAUAUUUCAUUUAGGAAUUGGAAAAUACUCAACAGUAAAAACGGUGACUGUAUUCUUGGAUCAGAAAUGGAUUAUUAUUCAGUUGCAACAAAUAUUUGAGAAAUGUGAAAAAAAAGUCUGUUUGGUAUGAAGUUUGUUUGAAUUUCAAUUUAUGCUUUUUCAUUCAUGUUAUUAGUGUUUCUAGUUGUAGCGGUUAGUUUAGUCACGUAAACUUUGGAUGUUAUAUACUGAAUUGCAUUAUGACCUUUAUGGGGUAGUUGUAACACUGACAAGGAUCUGUGGGCAGUGUGGCUCAACACACCAUUCUUCACU
Haliotis rubra (blacklip abalone) is the source of this 1848-nucleotide messenger RNA. RefSeq names its product glycosyltransferase 8 domain-containing protein 1-like. The coding region runs from base 97 to 1221 and encodes 374 amino acids. The transcript has 9 exons. Gene Ontology annotation, molecular function: glycosyltransferase activity. The record is from RefSeq and is a predicted model, not a curated record. Lineage: Eukaryota; Metazoa; Mollusca; Gastropoda; Lepetellida; Haliotidae. Gene Ontology annotation, cellular component: Golgi apparatus.